AUGGCAUCGGCCUCGCUCCUCGCACCGGGCCGGCACGAUCCGCUCUCGACCAUCACCCUCGACGGCAUCUCCAUCUCCGCCACCGACAGCGGCGAUAGCGAUGCCGAUGACUCCUUCCACGACGCCGAGGAUGCGCCAAGAUCGACAAAGGAACAGCAGAGAGCCGGUCAAGUAGACAAUGACGACGACGACGACGAUGACGACGAUGCACCGCCAGCAUUCCCUAGCCUCAACAGCGCACAGCGCCAGUCGGGCGCCCCUCCCUCUUCCUCCUCCUCCUCAUCGUCCAAGCCCUCUUCAGCUGCCGCCUUCCUCCAGUCCAUCAAGGCAGCACCACCAUCAUCUGCGGCUUACAAGGCUUCAAAGGACGCAGCGCUCAUGCCUCCGCCACCUCCGACCCUCGGCGGCGGCGGCGGCGGCGGCGGCGCAGCAGCAGCAGCAGGAGGGUUGCGGGUGCCCACACGAGGCAAUGGCAGUGGCGGCGGCCUGGCGGUCCCGCCCAGCACCUCGGCCCUCAGCGCCCCUCCUGGCGUCGGCGGUGCGAGCGGUGCGACGCUCAACAAGGGCGAAAAGAAGCGCAAAAAGGUCGCCCUCGCCCCCGGCUGCUCGCCCCUCGACUGGGCCAGGCUCAAGAACAGCACCGACCUCCGGGGAGGCAUCACGCAGCUGAUGCGCGUGACGCCGAGCGAGCUCAAGAAGCACAACACCCGCACCGACGCCUGGUCGGCCUUUUACGGAAAGGUCUACAACAUCACCCCCUACCUCCGCUUCCACCCGGGCGGCGAAGACGACCUGCUCCGCGUAGCCGGCCGCGACGGCACGCGCCUCUUUGCCCUCACCCACUCCUGGGUCAACAUCGACGCCAUGAUCGAUACCGCCAUGGUCGGCGUCCUCGUCUCCGAAUAG
Pseudozyma flocculosa PF-1 is the source of this 906-nucleotide messenger RNA. RefSeq lists its product as uncharacterized. The record is from RefSeq and is a predicted model, not a curated record. Gene Ontology annotation, molecular function: heme binding. Lineage: Eukaryota; Fungi; Basidiomycota; Ustilaginomycetes; Ustilaginales; Ustilaginaceae. Bases 1 to 906 code for a protein of 301 amino acids. The transcript is spliced from 2 exons.